CUCACAACAAAUCUUCUGUAUAAAUACUAAGCCACCAUUAUGGUUGUCUUCAUCAACUCUAGUGAGAGAUAGGAAGAGAUUUAUAUUAUAGAGAGAAUUUAAAAGGGGUUUCUCUAGAACCCUCUUUACAUAUCUUUAUAUAUAUCUUGAACGUAACUCCUCAUCUUAGCUAUAGCUAGCUAGCAAGAUCAAUAUAUAGUGCUUAAUCAUUGAAGAUAUUUUUGUUGUUUGAAUUGGGAGGAGCUUAAUUAGCUAGCUAGCUUUUGUGUUCCUAACAAAAACUUACAAGAUGGCUCUCUUUGAUCUUCACCACCCUUGGGUCCUUGUGUUUGGAAUCCUUGGUAACAUUGUAUCAUUCUUUGUAUUCUUAGCGCCGGUACCCACAUUUAUUCGAAUCCACAAAGCAAAAUCAACGAUGGGUUACCAAUCCCUACCAUAUGUUGUGUCCUUAUUUUCUGCCAUGCUGUGGAUGUACUAUGCUUUCCUCAAGAAGAACGCUCCUCUACUCAUUUCCAUCAACUCCAUUGGAUGUGUCAUUGAAACUCUUUACAUCUCGAUUUUUCUUGCUUAUGCUUCCAAAAAUGUUAAGCGUCAGACCGUGAAGAUGUUGUUUCUAUUGGUGGGAGGGCUGUAUAGUGCGAUUUUGCUGGUCACUAUGUUUCCGUUGAAAGGCAACCUUCGAGUCAGCGUUGUCGGAUGGAUUUGCGUGGCUUUCUCUGUCUGCGUUUUUGCAGCUCCCCUCAGUAUAUUGUUUCAAGUGGUCAAAACGAAAAGCGUCGAGUAUAUGCCAUUCAACUUGUCAUUCUUCCUCACUUUGACUGCUGUCAUGUGGUUUGGUUACGGCUUACUUUUGAAGGACAUGUGCAUUGCUAUACCCAACGUGUUGGGAUUUGGUUUGGGAAUGAUACAAAUGGUGUUGUAUGGAAUCUACAAAAACAAGAAGCCGGCUGAGAUGGUGGACCACAAAAAGGGCAGCUUGCCGGAUCACGUCAUAAACGUGGCGGCGCCACCGGAAACAUGCGACCAAGAGCUCCAUUCUCUGGAUUCUAAGAGCCAAGAGAAAUGCACGACGACGCCUAUCAUCGGUACUGCGCCGCCGGGUCUACCGCCGCCGAUAAUCCCAAACAUUGAUGAAAACGCAUUAGCCCAACUCCACGGCCAUUUGGGCGAGCAGCUGCCGGUCGCCGUCGUGUGCGCGGCUUGAAAGUUUAUUAUUUAUUCGUUCAUUUCCGUUGAUAUAUGAUGAUGUACCAAUAGCACUAGCUAGCUUGUUAUUAGCAUAUAUGUAUACAAUAAGCUAUAUGGAGUUUUUUGGGGGUUUAUCAUACCUUUUGUUAAAUUAUGACGUUACGUACGUUAAUUUGUUACAAGCUUUGUACGAUAAUGACGUUACGUAGUAUUUAUCUAUAAUCCUAGUUAUAUAUUGUUAGAAUUUUGUUCAUUUUGACCUCCUCGCAGUAUUUCUAUGUAAUUAAACUUAAGCGCACAAAUAAAUAUAAUGGAGCUAGAGUUUGAAUUUUUA
Messenger RNA from Cuscuta epithymum, 1522 nucleotides. Lineage: Eukaryota; Viridiplantae; Streptophyta; Magnoliopsida; Solanales; Convolvulaceae. The record is from the annotation of a GenBank genome assembly.